This is a messenger RNA of Cotesia glomerata, 1071 nucleotides long. Its product is annotated as cell wall protein DAN4-like. The record is from RefSeq and is a predicted model, not a curated record. The transcript has 2 exons. Lineage: Eukaryota; Metazoa; Arthropoda; Insecta; Hymenoptera; Braconidae. The coding region runs from base 10 to 1071 and encodes 353 amino acids.
UUGUGACUCAUGAAAUUAAAUAACAAUUAUAUACCUGUGAUCAUAGCUAGAAUAGAUUAUUUGGCAAGAAUGACAGGCCUUUAUUCACCUAUUCCAGAACAAGACAGAAGCAUUAAUAUUACCUGUAAGACGAGUAAUACGUCUCUUUUAACUCAAAGGUUAGAAAGAGGUAGCAGGUUCUCUGGGAACUUAACCGAAGAAGAUUUGUGCGCUCUUAACAUUACUCACACAGUACCACAUCGUUGUAUAUUUACUGCACAACUAACACAAAUUCUUAACCUAUUAUAUGAACGGCAAAAAUUAAUCGUUCAAAUAGGUGCAAAUGGAUAUGAAGCAAAAUCAAUAGAAAAUUUAAUGGAUUACAUUAUAGAAAAUCUCAAUAAAAGUAUUCAAAAACUAAUAAAUGCUGUAGAGACAGGUACUCGACCCAAUGAAACCCUUUUAAAUGAAUUGUUUCGAUGGCUUCCUGAUGGUUUAGAACCUUAUCCAUGUGAUUUAUCUAAACUUACAACAAAAACAACAACAACCACCACCAUAACAACAACAACAACUACUACUACUACUACUACCACCACCACCACGAUUACUACGACAACUACAACUACAACAACAACUACUACAACAACAACUACAACUACAACAACAACAACGACAACCACAACCACAACGACAACCACUACAACAACAACACCUAAGCCUACAACUACGACUACGACAACAACUACAACGCCUAAGCCUACAACAACUACAACGACAACAACAACUACAACUACAACAACGACAACAACAACAACCACAACAACAACUACUACUACGACUACAACCACUACUACCACUACAACUACUACUACUACUACAACUACUACCACAACUACAACACCUAAACCGACAACAACCACUACAGAGUCAUGGUGGGAUGAUGGUCUAUUUUUUCCGGAUUUAAGUACUACUUCAACAAUAUCUCCUCUAACCCCUUCAGGAGUAGAAGAACCUAAACAAACAUUUCCUCCCUUUCCUGAGCCAUCAACAGUAGGUGAUCCUUUUCCUCCUCCAAGUAUUGAAAAUCGUUAG